GGGAGGGUCCCCGGCCGCCGCGUCGCCGCCCCCGCUGCCUCGGGCCGCCGCUCGCUCGGAGCCGGCGCCGGGCCCGUCCAUCCCCCGGCCGAGGGAGGGGCGGCGCAGGCGGCGGCCGCAAUGCACCCAAAGCUGCUGAAGAACGCGCACUACAUCGAGCUGGGCAGCUACCAGUACUGGCCCGUGCUGGUGCCGCGCGGCAUCCGCCUCUACACCUACGAACAGAUCCCCGUGUCCCUCAAGGACAACCCCUACAUCACGGACGGCUACCGGGCCUACCUGCCCUCACGCCUCUGCCUCAAGAGUUUGUUUAUCUUAUCCAAUGAGACAGUAAACAUCUGGAGUCAUUUGCUGGGUUUCUUCCUCUUCUUCACACUGGGUAUAUAUGACAUGACUUCUGUAUUACCUUCAGCAAGAGCUUCUAGAGAAGACUUUGUGAUUUGCUCUAUUUGUCUUUUCUGCUUUCAGGUCUGUAUGCUUUGUUCUGUAGGCUAUCACCUCUUCUCUUGUCAUCGUUCAGAAAAAACCUGUCGACGAUGGAUGGCAUUAGAUUAUGCAGGAAUCUCUGUUGGCAUACUGGGUUGCUAUGUGUCAGGAGUAUUUUAUGCAUUUUAUUGUAAUAAUUACUGGCGUCAGGUCUAUCUGAUUAUGGUGCUUGCUAUGAUCCUCACCGUCUUCUUUGCUCAGAUUCACCCCAAUUACCUCACUCAACAGUGGCACAGACUUCGUUCCAUUAUCUUUUGUUCAGUGUCUGGGUAUGGAGUGAUUCCUACUAUUCACUGGGUCUGGCUCAAUGGAGGUGUUGGUGCACCUAUUGUACAGGAAUUUGCACCUCGUGUGAUAGUGAUGUAUAUGAUUGCUCUUGUCGCUUUCCUCUUCUACAUUUCCAAAGUUCCAGAAAGAUACUUUCCAGGACAGCUAAACUACCUCGGGUCCAGCCACCAAAUAUGGCACAUCCUCGCAGUGGUCAUGUUGUAUUGGUGGCAUCAGUCAACAGUGACUGUCAUGCAGUACAGACACAGCAAGCCUUGUCCUGACUAUAUUCCACAUUUAUGAAUGCAGGUAUGACAACCUGGUACAGGCAAAUGUCAAGCAAUAUUAGAUGGUGGAAAUUGUAUAUUCUUUACUUCUAAUGUUCUGUUUUUCUUUUGUUAUCUUAAGGUGUGUAUCAUGAUUAAUAUUUUAUGGAAGUUUUAAGAAAUACACUCAGGGGGAUUUAUAGUUGCCCAAUAACUCAGUUAUUGGGUUUCACAACUUGUUUAAUUCUGCUGUAUGUAUUCAUCUCACAUAUGCCAACUUAGCACCAACAAAGAGUAUUAAACCAAUCUAUAUUGUUGAAAAUGAGGUUAUUAUUUACCAGCUUUAUUUCUCUAGGAAGCAUUCAACAUUACUGGAGGAUGGCAUCUGUGAUUACAGAAUUAUUCUUGCAGUCACCCCUAUUGUUUAUAAACGAAGAUUAAAAAAUCAAGUUUAAGUGCCUGAUCAAGGCAAUAAUAGCCUGAGUUAACAAGUUAAGUACUAGAGUAGUAGACUUGAAUAAUCAUUUUGAUUUGACUUAGGUUUGCAACAAGGUCCUUUUUUUUUAGCUUUGGAAAUACUGAUUUAUCAAAUGGUUGUGUUGUAUAGAUUUUCAGAAGAACACUGUCCCUUUCAGGUUUAGGGUUUGUCAUAAUAAGCUGUUUUGUUACCUCCUAUGAAUUUUAGCCUCUAAAACUUGAUUUUAGACAAGCUUGGAAUAUAUACACACAUUGAUUAACUGUGGUCAUUCUCAUUGGAAAUUGACAUGAUUUUGCAAUGAGACUGUUCUUAUUAUCAGAUUAGCCACAACAGCCAAUUUCAUCCGUCUAUCCAAACCUUGAACGUUAAUGCAAAGAAAGGGCCCCAGAAUUCCCCAGAGCUGGAGUCAGGCUAAGCAUUCUUACAUGUAACCCUUUUUCUAGAAAUUGGGGAUCUGAAUUCUUGAUGAAAGAUCCCAGCUUCCUAGGAGUAUUGCCAAGGCUUCAUUUUGAAAUCGUCCAUUAGCUUUGGAGUAAAAGCAGUGAUUUCUCAAAUUUCUUGGUCUCAGGACCCCUUUACACUCUUAAAAACUGAAUACUUAUGUUAGAAAUUAAAACAUCUUAGUAUUAUUAUAAAAAUAGUUUUGAUCUCUUGGAUCCCCUAAAAGGGUUUUCAGGAACUCCAACCAUACUUUGAGAACCACUGGAGUACAGUAAUGCAAUUACCCAGUUUGAUUAGUUAUGGUUCUUCAUAUUCAAGUCCCCUAAUGUUAGCAUUGUAAUUAUACUACAAUAUUGUCAUAUAAAUAGCCAAUAUUUGGAGUCUCGGAAUUCAAAAUUGGAAUUAUUUCCAUUUAGUACUUAGAUAUGCAAUCUCAGUGUUCUGUCAGACAAGGAAAAUUUUUGAAUUCUCUUGUUCUAACACAUACAUAAGAUAAAGACUUAAGAACAAGAGGGCUAUGGGAUUUAAAUCCUGUUAUUGCUAAGCUGAACAAACUUUUAAAACAUAAAUUAUAGCUCAUGAGUUAAUAGCGUAUUUGAAGAGAGUUAGAAUUACUUAGCUUUCCUGAGAAAUGUUGAAUGAUAACACAUUCAAAUUAUACAUCUGGUAUGACCUUUUAGAAUGCUAAUUUUGCCUUCAUUUAUCUAUCUAGAAAAUAGAAAUGUUAACUUUUCUGCCCCAGCUUUUGAGAUAUUCAAGUGCAAUAUAUAGGUAAAGUUUCCUUUUUUGUAAAAGGAACAGUACUUCACAUUUUCUGGUGGCACUCCCACUUUGAAAAUAGUUAUACAAUAGUUACCCCAUGCCUUUAGAAACCUCAUAAUAUUGGCCGUAUCUUCUCUUAAGCGUCUCUUAUUGGCUUAUUGUCAACAUUUUUGCCUUCAAACAAUCAAAUAUUUUGCCUUCUUGGGCAAAGGAAAAAGAACCUGUGCUAUGCUACGGUAGAGGUAACUUAAGAGCUCAUCUGGGUCUGUAACCUGAUUAUUGUCAUGUCUCCUCAACAUAGACAAAUAAGUCUUUGCAACAUUAUUUGACUUGUUUGAUAUUUAUAUGAUGCCAUGAGUAAGUUUUUUUUAAAUGGACUAUACUAGUCUUGGGGAGAAUUAUACAAGAAACAUCUCAACACUUAAAGCCUUUAUUCUUGUAAAUUUUGUACUACUUGUAAAUCUUAAUGUGGUAUAUUUAUUUGUUGAGGUGUUAAUGAAUGUAGGUUGCAAACAACUCUAAACACUUAAUUUCAUCAAUAUUGAUCGACCACUACUUGUGUGUGAACUCUGCACUGGUAUUUUUAGAAGUCUCAUUAGUUAACAUUAAAUGACUACUUAAAACUUGCCACCCAAAUUUGAGCCUUUUAAAAUGUACAUUUGUUCAGUUUAUUUUACAAACUUGUCAAUAAAGCAAGUUUAAAAGCGCACUAAUACUCCAGAUCCUGAGCUCUGUCAGGAUCAGAAGCUGCUUUAAAACUGUAGACUAAAAGAAUUUUUUUUUAAUUUGGAGCCAUUUUGAAUAUUGUAUAGUAAUUUAUGGUUUCAUAGUCAACUAGCUUUAGUAACACAAGUAUCUGUAUAAAGUCAAGCCAUUAGCAACAAGUAGCAAAGAUAUUGUCACUUUGUGUUUAUACUGAGUGCAAUUUACAGUGGGCUGCAUGGAAAAAUAUGUAUUCUGUAAAUAAAUUGGAUUUAUUAAAACAUU
Trichosurus vulpecula (common brushtail) is the source of this 3687-nucleotide messenger RNA. It is a transcript of the gene PAQR3, whose product is annotated as progestin and adipoQ receptor family member 3. The transcript is spliced from 6 exons. The record is from RefSeq and is a predicted model, not a curated record. Gene Ontology annotation, molecular function: signaling receptor activity. Gene Ontology annotation, cellular component: membrane. The coding region runs from base 121 to 1056 and encodes 311 amino acids. NCBI's taxonomy places the organism in Eukaryota, Metazoa, Chordata, Mammalia, Diprotodontia, Phalangeridae.